AUGAACACGGAAUUUCAACAAUUCCAACAAAAACAUUCGAUUUUUUCUCUAGAAAACUUGAAUUUGCAAAGGUUUUAUCGCAAUCCCAAGGUAACAAUUGGGAAGUUUCCGUCUAAUCCUCAAUCGGGUAUAAAAAGGCAAUCUUCAUCUUCAGUUAGAGCAACGAGUAUUCCAGCUGCCAUGAAUCAGGACGAGUAUGAUAAAAAGUAUCAAUUCAGAAGAAGAAGAAAAGUCAGUUGGGUCAAGAGAAAAGCAGACGGGAUCCGAACAAUUGUAAGCAGAGAUGGACUUGAGAAAGCAGCCAAACGUCGAGUCCCACUUAUUAAAUGGAUGUCCCGCUACCAGUGGAGUUAUCUUGCUGCUGACAUCAUUGCCGGAGUGACUGUUGGAAUUUACAAUGUCCCACAAGCUAUGUCCUAUGCUACUCUGGCUGGUCUUCCACCCGUCUAUGGACUUUACGCCAGUUUUUUUCCACCGAUUCUUUACUUCAUCUUUGGUUCAGCCACUCAUUCUAGUAUUGGUGUUUUCUCGAUCACUUGUCUUAUGGUCAAUAAGUGUGUUGAAGAACUGCUUCACCAAGAUAAUUCUGAGAGAUUCCCGGGUAUCACAAAAACGGAUGUCAUCAGCAGUUUGUGUAUUCUGACUGGACUCAUUCAGUUGGUCAUGGCACUUGUCCGAUGUAACAAACUUAUGAAUUUCCUUUCGGAAACAGCAAUUUCAGCAGUAACAUUCUCCGCUUGUUUCUACGGAGUUGUGAAUCAGAUUCCAAAGUUGUGUGGUUUUUCAGUGCCCUCAAGAAACGAGCCGUAUUUUCAUCUUUUUUAUGCAAUUGAUGACAUUGCUGAAAACAUUCACAAAUCAAAUAUAGCCACUGUUUGCAUUUCAGUGUGUACUUUGGUGUUUUUGAUCUUUGCUAGAAAUUUCAUCGAGCCUGUUUUUAACAGACAAAAAGGCAUAAUCAAAGGAAUUCCGUUUCCAAAAGAGCUUAUUACUAUCGUUGUGGCUAUUCUUGCAUCUCAUUUUAUGAACUUCGAGAAAAAGUAUGGGGUGAAAAUUCUUAAGAACGUUCCUACAGGAUUCCCGUCACCCAGUCUUCCCAGAAUCGAUAUCUGGGCUGAAAUUUAUUCCAGUGCUAUCGGAAUCGCUGUCGUUUCAUAUGCUGUGACUAUGGCAAUGGGACAAAUUUUCGCCAAAAAAUACAAAUACAGACUUGAUUCUAACCAAGAGCUUCUGGCACUUGGUCUAGUUAACGUCGGAUCUGCAUUUUUCCCGGUAUUCCCAACUUCCUGCUCUUUGUCGAGGACACUGGUGAACGAAAAGUGUGGUGCGAGAAGUCAGCUCUCAGGAUUUAUCGCCGCUCUUUGCAUUUUGAUUGUUAUCAUGUUCAUUGGACCAUUAUUGGAGUCGCUUCCAAGUUGUGUUCUUGCUGCAAUAGUUUUGGUCGUCGUGGAGCCACUUUUGAGAAAAUGUACCGAUCUGCCGAUGCUGUGGAGAUGUUCCAAAGCCGAUUUAUUCAUCUGGAUUGGUACCGCUACUGCAACUCUUUGUACUGAUAUCGCUCCUGGUGUGGCUGUGGGAAUUUCUCUAGUUAUUCUAAAUAUUGCCAUUCAAUCUCAACAAGCAACAGUGAAAAUCCUUGGGCAAGUGAAAGACAACGAUUUCCGACCAAUUGACAUGUAUGACAGUGCUACGGAGACAUCGUUCCGUAUCAUUCAUUUUGUUGGUGGGCCAGUUUCGGAGAAUUGUCGAUCUUUUGAAGACGUCGUUAUGGAUGCAACAAACAUCAUCCGAAAAACGAGGAGCGGAAGCAUUGAUUCUCAAGGGUAUACAGAUUGGACGGCGAUUAUUCUGGACUGCACCACUUGGACUCGCACCGAUCACAUGGGAAUACAAGCGGUGGAUGAAGUCAAUAAGGAUUUGCGGAAAACUCAAAUUUUUCCGCUUUUCGUAAAUCUCAAAGCAUCGAUUCGUCGGCAAUAUUGUCUUGCUGGGAUUCUAGAGCAACCGGAUUUGGAUGAAGCAAAACUGGCAAAGGAGGAGGCAAGAAUUCUAGAAGAGGAAGCUCGAAUUCAAGAAGAAAGAAGAAAAUGUUCUGCUUUCAAGGUUUCGAUGAAAAAAUACAAAAAGCGAUGUGUAGUAGAUGCUAUGGAAUCUGGUGAAGAUGGUAACGCUCAUGUCGAGAUCAAGUUGUGUUAUGAUGAGAAGGAACUAGAUAAAGCUGAGAGGGACUUGUUUGAUGCCAAAAAGGACCUUGCUCUUUGGAAGAAGCAACUUGCUCAACAAAACAGAAGUAAAGAUAUGGUCCAGCCGGUGAGAAUCUCACAAAAUCAAUUUUAUCCAUCCAUCACUGACGCCAUGAUCUCUGCCAACCUGUUAGUCAAAGAACAGGGUCAUUUUUUUGAUAUCAAGCAAUCGAAAGAUGGCAAGUUCUGA
Molecule: messenger RNA, 2433 nt
Organism: Caenorhabditis briggsae
Lineage: Eukaryota; Metazoa; Nematoda; Chromadorea; Rhabditida; Rhabditidae
Gene: Cbr-sulp-2
Product: Protein CBR-SULP-2
Exons: 15
Coding region: 1-2433 (810 amino acids)
Biological process (GO): transmembrane transport
Cellular component (GO): membrane
Molecular function (GO): oxalate transmembrane transporter activity; chloride transmembrane transporter activity; bicarbonate transmembrane transporter activity
Source: RefSeq, a predicted model, not a curated record